AUGAGGCAAGAUGUAAAUGAUAAUUUUUCGUUGAAUGUUAGUCUUUCAAAGAUGAAAAGGAUCAAGAGGCUCGUGUUAGAGAAAUUGAAGGGUAGCUACAUUGAUGAAUUCAAUAAGUUGGAAGUUUAUGCUCAAGAAUUGGGGGAUAGCAACCCUGGUACUGAUGCGAUCAUAAAUAUAUCUAAAGAAGCUUUGGAACAAGGAAAGGAAAGAUUCUUAAGAAUGUAUGUAUGUAUUCAAGAUUUGAAAAAUAGUUGGAAAGGAGGUUUGAGGCCAUUUAUAGGGUUGGAUGAGUUGACAGAUGGUGAAGGAGUGACAUUUAUGUCUGAUAUGCAAAAGGGGUUGAUGGAUGUUGUUACUCAAGUCUUUUCCAAGGCACAUUAUAGAUGGUGUGUAAAUGAAGAAAUUACUAUGGUGUAUCCUGCACAACGCUGGUGCAGAGCAUAUUUUGACACAAUCUGCAAGAAUCAAGGAUGUGAUAACAAUUUUACAGAGUCAUUCAAUAAAUGGAUUCUGAAGGCAAGGGCACAACCUAUAAUCAAGAUGUUCAAAAAUAUUAGAAUUAAGUCUAAUGGAGACCAAGGUUAUGAGGUGGUUGAGGGUGAAGAUCGACAUGUUGUGAAUCGUGCUAGGAAGAAGUGUACAUGUAGAACGUGGGACUUGACAGGUAUUCCAUGUCCUCAUGCUAUUAAAGCCUAUCUUCAUGACCAAAAAGAACCAAAAAUUUAUUUGCACCCGUGUUAUUCAGAAGAAACUUAUAAUUUGGUGUAUAUGCAUAAAAUACAACCUGUUAGAGGUGAGAAAUUCUGGAAAAUUGAUCCUUCUCAUGCUAUGGAGCCACCAGAAAUAGUUAAAAUGAUAAGUAGACCAAAGCUUAAGAGGAAAAGAGAAAAGGCUGACGCAAGGAAGAGGGAGGGGGUGUGGUCAGCUUCAAGUAAAGAACUGAAACUGACAUGUGGGCAUUGUGGUGAAACUGGUCACAAUCAAACAAGAUGUCCUUUGCUUCAAAGAUUAGCACAAACAGCUCAAGAUGUGCCUGUUGCAGCACCCCUAGCGAGUCAAGAAUCUGUUGGAGGCUUCAUGCCUACUUCUGAUUUUAUUGCUGCUUCCAGUCAACUGACAAGCCUCUAUGCUGGAUCUUCAAAUUCAACGACAAAUGUCAAGGAAUCUGUUGAAACUUCAAGGUCCAAGGAAAAUUUCAACCAAUCCAAGUAA
This is a messenger RNA of Capsicum annuum, 1215 nucleotides long. RefSeq lists its product as uncharacterized. Gene Ontology annotation, molecular function: zinc ion binding; nucleic acid binding. The record is from RefSeq and is a predicted model, not a curated record. Bases 1 to 1215 code for a protein of 404 amino acids. The transcript has 6 exons. Lineage: Eukaryota; Viridiplantae; Streptophyta; Magnoliopsida; Solanales; Solanaceae.